This is a messenger RNA of Racocetra persica, 234 nucleotides long. NCBI's taxonomy places the organism in Eukaryota, Fungi, Glomeromycota, Glomeromycetes, Diversisporales, Gigasporaceae. The record is from the annotation of a GenBank genome assembly.
AAAAUUUGGUACAAUUUUUUGAUAAUUCAGAAUCUGAUUAUAAAGUAAAAGAGGACUUAUACUCUGAUAUAAAUAAGAACUCUUACUUUGAUAUAGAUGAAGACUCUUACUCUAAUAUAGAUAAUAAUUCUUAUUCUGAUAACGAAUCAAGUAGUGAAGAUAAUGUAUUCAGGAAUCCUAAUAAAUCUCUUGUAACAAAUAUAAAAAAUCUUAUUAAAAAGCUUCAACAAUGUU